This is a messenger RNA of Suncus etruscus (white-toothed pygmy shrew), 627 nucleotides long. RefSeq names its product bone marrow stromal cell antigen 2 (gene BST2). Gene Ontology annotation, biological process: defense response to virus; innate immune response. The record is from RefSeq and is a predicted model, not a curated record. Bases 1 to 627 code for a protein of 208 amino acids. Gene Ontology annotation, cellular component: Golgi apparatus; cell surface. The transcript has 4 exons. Gene Ontology annotation, molecular function: metalloendopeptidase inhibitor activity. NCBI's taxonomy places the organism in Eukaryota, Metazoa, Chordata, Mammalia, Eulipotyphla, Soricidae.
AUGGCACCCACCUUCUACCACCGUGCCCCCAUGCCCUACCUGGAGGAGCACGGGAAGGAGCCCCAGAAGCUGCGGUUCUGGCAGUGCCUGGCUCUGGUGGCCAUCGCUUUCCUGCUGGCCACGCUCAUCCCCCUGUUGUACUUCAUGCCCCAGAUGUUGAACCAGGCCUGCUGGGAUGGGCUCCGAGUGCAGCAGCAAUGCCUCAAUGACACCCAGAGCCUCCAACAGAGCCUGAAAAGCACCCAGCACGGUCUUGGCGAGGCCCGGGCCCAGCUUGCCAACUAUAACCACACGGUGGAGACCCUGUUGGCAACUCUGGCCAAGAAGGAGAAGGACCACCAGCAGAAGAUGCAGGCGAGGGAGGAGGAGCAUCAGCGCGAGAUCCAGAAACUGAAAGAGCAGCUGCAGGAGGCGGUGGCAAAGCUGGAGUCGAAGAGCGAAGGUUCUGAGGGGCGCAGCCGGGCAGCCUCCGCAGGGACCCCUGACCCCAGAGUCAAGGAGACCCCGGUGGAGGGGGAGAAGACGGAGACGGAGACCUCGACCUCGGCCUCGAUCAGCAGCCGCCUCACCCUCAGCGCCUGGGCCGGGGCUGGGCUCAUCGUGCUCUGGAGUCUGGGAUUCCUCUGA